AUGGAAAACUUGUCUGAUGCUAUAAUAUUUAAUCUCACUGGAUUAAAUGAAACAAGAUCACAUAAAUAUGUAUUUUUUACUUUUACUUUUCUUUUUUACCUCUUCAUCAUAUUUCUGAAUCUGACUCUGAUUGCUACAGUCCUCCUGGAGAAAUCCCUCCAUGAGCCCAUGUACAUCUUCAUCUGUAACUUGAGUAUCAACACACUGUAUGGAACUGCUGGUUUCUAUCCUAAACUCCUGGCUGACUUUCUCUCUGACACUCAUGUCAUCUCAUACACUGGAUGUUUGAUUCAAGCUUUUGUGAUCUACUCUUCUAUUUUGUGUGAGUUUUCUAAUUUAACUAUCAUGGCCUAUGACAGGUAUGUGGCAAUAUGCAAACCCUUAGAGUAUCAUUCUAUCAUGAAUAUUCUGACAGUUGGAAAAUUUGUUUUAAUGUUGUGGAUUCUUACAUUCAGCGAAACAGUGAUUCCAAUGUUUUUAACUCUCAGACUGUCUUUGUGUGGGUCUCAGAUUGACAGACUCUACUGUGACAACUGGUCGAUGGUAAAACUGUCCUGUGUGGACACAACUCUCAACAAUAUCUAUGGUUAUAUUGUAGUAAUUGUUCAUAUCAUACAAGCCUUUUUUAUUGUAUAUUCUUACAUUGAGAUCAUUAGAGAGUGUUUAAAGUCCAGUGAAGGCAGAAGUAAGUUUCUACAGACCUGUUUACCCCAUUUGAUCACAUUAAUCAACUUCAGUGUCACCACAGUCUUUGAUGUGAUGUUUGCUAGAUAUGGCUCU
Molecule: messenger RNA, 780 nt
Organism: Lepisosteus oculatus (spotted gar)
Lineage: Eukaryota; Metazoa; Chordata; Actinopteri; Semionotiformes; Lepisosteidae
Product: olfactory receptor 1496-like
Biological process (GO): detection of chemical stimulus involved in sensory perception of smell; G protein-coupled receptor signaling pathway
Cellular component (GO): membrane
Molecular function (GO): olfactory receptor activity; G protein-coupled receptor activity; odorant binding
Source: RefSeq, a predicted model, not a curated record